Molecule: messenger RNA, 1598 nt
Organism: Hypanus sabinus (Atlantic stingray)
Lineage: Eukaryota; Metazoa; Chordata; Chondrichthyes; Myliobatiformes; Dasyatidae
Product: solute carrier family 22 member 6-A-like
Exons: 8
Coding region: 252-1583 (443 amino acids)
Biological process (GO): transmembrane transport
Cellular component (GO): membrane
Molecular function (GO): transmembrane transporter activity
Source: RefSeq, a predicted model, not a curated record
CGUCACUACCUGUUGUUCAUUUGUGCUCACGACUGGCCACUGCAUUUGGAAGGUCCCUGAUUCAGACUUGGCCUGUGUAUUCCUGUUCGUUCUCCCAGGACCCCAUCCUCGCAUGAGGAGGUGAGCAGGUUGGAUGUUGCUGUAACUUGCCGAUGCCAACCUGUACCCAAAGACUGCCACCUCCCGAAGCGGUCUCCCGGGUGACAGAGGCUCUCUGAAAGCGACCGUCUCCCGGCCCACACGAGGGAAGCAUGGGCUUCACAGGUGUCCUGGAGAAGGUGGGGACUGCGGGCAGAUUCCACAACGUUCACAUUGUUCUCCUCGCUAUCCCAAUUGCCAUCAUGGCCACCCACAACCUCCUGCAGAACUUUGUGGCCGCUGUUCCUGACCACCGGUGCAGGGUGCAGCUGGGAGCUGAGGGCUCGCGGUACCUCAAUGUGACGGAGGAGCCACUGAAGGAGGAGUUUCUCCGGGUGUUCCUGCCCCUGGACGAGGAAGGGAGGCCGGACAAGUGCCGCAUGUACACCUCCCCACAGUGGCAUCUCCUGGGCACCAACGAGACGCAGGGCAACGGGAGCCAACCUGUCACACAGGCGUGCACUGAUGGGUGGGUGUACGACCGCUCCCAGUUCACAAUGACGAUUGUCACAGAGUGGGACCUGGUCUGUAACCGUAAAUCGCUGAGACACAUGGCGCAGUCUCUCUACAUGGCCGGAUUCCUGGUGGGAUCCAUCAUUCUCGGGAGGCUCUCCGACAGGUUCGGACGGCGGAUGCUCCUACUGUCAUCCCAACUUCUGAUGGCGGUGUCCGGGACGUGCGGCGCCUUCUCCUCCUCCUUCCCACUCUACUGCUUCUGGAGGGUCCUGUCAGGAAUGGCGGUGUCAGGGAUGAUUCUCAACACAGUGUGCCUGGUCAUCGAGUGGAUCCCGACGGAACUCCGGAUACGUGCCAUUACACUUUGCAACUACUGCUACACCUUCGGCCAGCUGAUCCUGCCCGGCAUUGCGUACGGAAUCCCAGACGGCCGCUUGCUUUUCCUGGCCCUCUCCGUGCCUUUUUACAUUUUCUUCCUCUACUCUUGGUGGAUUCCCGAGUCCGCCCGGUGGCUCGUGAUGAACAACAAGAUUGAUGUGGCUCUCAAAGAGCUCAAGAGAGUGGCGAGGAUGAACGGCAAGAAGGAGGAAGCCGAGGAGAUAACAGCAGCGUUCCUCAAGUCCAGCAUGGAGGCGGAGCUAACAUCCAGCAAGGGGACGUACAACGCCUUUGACCUGUUCAAAACUCCCACAGUCCGCAGGAUAACCUUCUGCACCAUGUCCAUCUGGUUCUCAACGAGCUUCUCGUACUAUGGACUGGCAGUGGACCUGGAAGGGUUUGGAGUUGACAUCUACCUGAUCCAGCUCAUCUUCGGAGCGAUAGACAUCCCUGCUAAGCUGGUGGGUGUUUGCACCAUGAGUUACAUCGGCAGGAGAUUCACGCAAAGUGCUUCCCUCAUCCUGGCGGGGUUGGUUAUCCUGAUUAACAUCUUCGUCCCAAAAGGUCAGUGCUACCAGUUGGAAUUUGCCCACUCUGAUUGGCCACAUUAACUGCCAGCCAUGUGG